AUGCUGCUGGCUCUGGCACUGCUGCAGGGCCUGGCCCCCGCGCUGGCCGCCGCCGGCCCGCACGGGCAGGAGCGGUGGGCCGAGGGCUUCCCGGCRUGCGGGGGCCGUGCGCAGUCGCCCAUCGACAUCGAGACACGGUGGGCGCAGCCGGAGCCGGCGCUGCCGCCGCUGCAGCCRUACGGCGCCGCCGCCGGCACCUGGGAACUCACCAACAACGGGCACACGGUGGUGCUGGCGCUGCCGCGGGCGCUGACACUGCACGGGCUGCCGGGCGCUUUCGCCACCGCGCAGCUGCACCUGCACUGGGGCGGCUCCGAGCACCUCGUGGACGGGCGCGCGGCCGCCGGAGAGCUGCACGUGGUGCUCUUCGACGCGGCGCGCUUCGGCGGCACCAGCGACGCGCUGGGCCACGCGGGCGGCCUGGCCGUGCUCGCCGCGCUGCUCGAGCCCGGCCCGGAGCCCAACGCCGCCUAUGACAACAUCCUGCGGCACCUGGGCAGCGUGCGCUACGCAGGACAGAGCACAUCCAUCCCGGCCUUCGACGUGCGGCAGCUGCUGCCAGCGCGCCUGGACCUCUACUACCGCUACAACGGGUCGCUCACGACGCCGCCCUGCUCGCAGGGCGUCAUCUGGAGCGUCUUCCAGGAGCCCGUGCGCGUGGGCAGCGCGCAGGUAGGGCCGCUCUCGCUGCCUGCCGGGCCCACGGGAUACGGGGCAGGAGAGGUGGUCGCCAUCGUGCUGGGCACCGGCGCGGGCUGCGCUGGCCUCGUCCUCGCUGUCUACUUCGUGGCCAAGAGGAUGCGGUGA
Molecule: messenger RNA, 807 nt
Organism: Nothoprocta perdicaria
Lineage: Eukaryota; Metazoa; Chordata; Aves; Tinamiformes; Tinamidae
Gene: CA14
Product: carbonic anhydrase 14
Exons: 8
Coding region: 1-807 (268 amino acids)
Cellular component (GO): plasma membrane
Molecular function (GO): carbonate dehydratase activity; zinc ion binding
Source: RefSeq, a predicted model, not a curated record